This is a messenger RNA of Camelina sativa (false flax), 1793 nucleotides long. Lineage: Eukaryota; Viridiplantae; Streptophyta; Magnoliopsida; Brassicales; Brassicaceae. The record is from RefSeq and is a predicted model, not a curated record.
CGACUUCGGAAUGUUAUUUUUAACCAAUAAAGUAAUGGCCUUUACGCGUCCUCACUGAGAGUGUGGAUGGAGUAUAAAUCAAGCUGAAGCUGAAGAAGAAGCAGUCGGGAGAGAGAUAUAUACAUAAUAUAGUCUCAGUUUCUUCACAUAAAAACUCAAUCUUUGUCUGGAUCGAACGACAAUGGAGGUGUUCUACUACUUGGUGUUUGGGGUUUUGGGUCUCGUCGUCGCGGCGUUGGAGCUUAGCAAGAACAACAAGGAUCGUGUCAACACUUCUUCAGCUUUCAAUUCUUUCAAGAACAAUUAUCUCAUCGUCUAUUCGCUCAUGAUGGCGGGUGAUUGGCUGCAGGGUCCAUAUGUGUACUAUCUCUAUAGUACUUAUGGAUUUGGUAAAGGGGACAUUGGUCAGCUUUUCAUUGCUGGUUUUGGUUCCUCUAUGUUGUUUGGUACUAUCGUUGGAUCUCUAGCCGACAAACAGGGUCGUAAGAGGGCAUGUAUUACCUAUUGUAUUACUUAUAUAUUGAGCUGCAUCACUAAGCAUUCUCCUCAAUAUAAAGUUUUGAUGGUAGGCCGUGUGUUGGGAGGCAUCGCUACUUCCCUUCUGUUUUCAUCAUUUGAGUCAUGGCUAGUUGCUGAACACAAUAAGAGGGGCUUUGAGCAGCAAUGGCUGUCUGUAACAUUUUCAAAGGCGGUGUUUUUUGGUAAUGGUCUUGUUGCAAUUAUCGCUGGAUUGUUUGGGAACUUGCUUGUGGAUACCUUCGCUCUUGGCCCUGUAGCACCAUUUGACGCUGCUGCAUGCUUUCUUGCUAUCGGAAUGGCUGUCAUUCUAUCAUCAUGGACAGAAAACUAUGGAGAUCCUUCAGAAAGCAAGGAUUUGCUUACCCAGUUCAGAGGUGCUGCAGUGGCCAUUGCCUCUGAUGAAAAGAUAGCACUGUUGGGUGCUAUCCAGUCGCUCUUUGAAGGAUCUAUGUAUACUUUUGUAUUCCUCUGGACUCCUGCACUUAGCCCGAACGAUGAGGAGAUUCCCCAUGGUUUCAUCUUUGCAACAUUUAUGUUGGCUUCGAUGCUUGGCAGUUCCCUUGCAUCUCGUCUGUUGGCUCGUUCAACUCCCAGAGUAGAGAGCUACAUGCAGAUUGUUUUCCUAGUUUCCGGUGCUGCACUAUUGCUUCCAAUCUUAAUGACUUUGUUCAUAGCACCUUCCAAGGUGAAAGGUGGAGGAAUCUCUUUCUCGGGUUGCUUUCAGCUCCUUGGNUUCUGUAUAUUCGAGGCGUGUGUAGGACUGUUUUGGCCAUCCAUUAUGAAGAUGAGAUCCCAAUACAUCCCUGAAGAAGCCAGAAGCACAAUAAUGAACUUUUUCCGUAUUCCUCUAAAUAUCUUUGUCUGCGUUGUAUUAUACAAUGUAAAUGCAUUCCCUAUCACGGUCAUGUUUGGAAUGUGCUCGAUCUUCCUCUUUGUUGCAAGUCUCCUGCAAAGGCGGCUCAUGCUGAUUGUUGACAAGCCAAAAACAAAUGACUGGACACCCCUUGAAGAAAGAAACACAGAAGAAGAUCCCCUUAACAUAUAAUGGAAGUUAUACAUACGCACAUUCUGGAUUCAGUAAUGGAGACAGAUAGAAGAAGAAGAGUACUUUAAGGUAUAUGGUAUAUAGCACGCAACAAUGCGUACAAAGAGAUCAUAGCGUUAUAAGACUCGAUGCAGUAGUUUGAUUGUUUAAUUUCCUUGGCUAUAUUUUUGUUGAUGUUAAAUUUAAAGACAAGUUUAAGUUUUAUGCAAUCAAUGAGUUAUUCUUUCUU